Messenger RNA from Dovyalis caffra, 182 nucleotides. Lineage: Eukaryota; Viridiplantae; Streptophyta; Magnoliopsida; Malpighiales; Salicaceae. The record is from the annotation of a GenBank genome assembly.
CCUCGGCACGCGACGGCCCAUGCAUCUCGCCGGCAAUGCCUCAACCCGACGCCUCGAUGUGCGGCGGCUUGCGCAUCUCACCAUCAAUAGCCUACGCGUCUUGCCCACUUCACACUUAUACCCCUUUUUUCUCACCUACGCACUCACCCGUAGCUAGCUCCCAUCACGCACAUGCCCUCUAG